Messenger RNA from Labrus bergylta (ballan wrasse), 858 nucleotides. Its product is annotated as sterile alpha motif domain-containing protein 12. The record is from RefSeq and is a predicted model, not a curated record. Gene Ontology annotation, molecular function: protein binding. Gene Ontology annotation, cellular component: cytoplasmic side of plasma membrane. Gene Ontology annotation, biological process: cell surface receptor protein tyrosine kinase signaling pathway. Lineage: Eukaryota; Metazoa; Chordata; Actinopteri; Labriformes; Labridae.
UGUAACACUUACAUGGAUUGAACAGGUAAAGGUGCAGACAUAUGGUGCAGACAAAGGGUCUCCAUUAAUACUUCAUCAGUCUCAAACGGAGCACGGCGGAGGUCCUUGCUGAUGUAGUAUCUGGGUGAUGGGGCUGUCAAAGCGUGUGUCAUUGUGGUCGGUGGAGGAAGUGUUGGAGUGGAUGCAGGAUCAGCUUCCAACCUACAUGGACAAGCUCCAUAAAGCCAUAAUUAAACACGCGAUAUCAGGCCGUGUGUUGCUGAGAUUGAAGGAUCAUCACCUGGAGCUUCUUGGCGUGGAGGCCGAGGAGCAGCAGCAGGAAAUCUUGCAGGACCUCCUCCUACUCAGAGUUCAAGAGGAAAUCGAUGACCUCAAUGACAUCUGCGAGGAGUGUUUUUCCACAUAAAAGGAAAUAGAUACGUUCAGAAGAAAUGGGGGAUAAUUUUUGUUUUGAUUUCCCAUCCAUCCAUUCAUCCAUGUGAAGGAUGGAAAUAAGAAAAGAAGGUGAAGAGAAAGAGGAAUCAAUGAGAAAAGACGAGACAGAGAAACCCAUUUCCUGUGUGAAAUCUGACCGGCUGCAGAUGGAUGAGAUUAGUUUUUGUCUCGGCGUCUUUUUUCUGAUCCCUGCUGUCCAUUAGUCUCUGUCUUUGUUCUGUCUCCGUAGUGUAUCAUAUAGAAUAUAGCUGCACUUGCAGCAUGGCUUCAGGGAUGGCAGUUUGUUCUUUCACCUUUGUGGUCCAAAUUAUUAUUUCAACAGCUAAAUAAUGAAUAGUAAAGACAUUGUGUACAUGAGCAAACUCUGGUGAUGUCAUUUCUGAUUUUGAGUGACAAGCCUCGACUCCUCCUGGAUAACUGGCC